This is a messenger RNA of Sclerotinia borealis F-4128, 921 nucleotides long. Lineage: Eukaryota; Fungi; Ascomycota; Leotiomycetes; Helotiales; Sclerotiniaceae. The record is from the annotation of a GenBank genome assembly.
AUGUACAAUAAGAUGGAGGAAAGCGGCGAUGAAGAAGACUACCCUGAUCGUAAUACUCGAUACCCUUCUAUUCCUCCCGAGAAUGCCGAGAAUUUUGCUUUGGGUUCGCAGUAUCUUGAUUUAACUGUACAACAGUAUCAUCAACAGCGUGCUGAACAACAACGUGCUGAACAACAACAACUUGCUGAACAGAAACGUGCUGAGCAAUUGGCUGAGCAACAACAUCACAUCGCUCCUGUUGAUGUUCCCCACCAUGACGAGGAAGUUGAAGAUCAACCUCCUGCUACCAAACGUCGAGCUUCUACUACCAAACGUCGUGUUCCUGCUACCAGACGUCAGGUUUCUGCUGCCACACGUCAAGCCCCUGUUUCCGAACAUCAAACUCUUGUCACUAAGCGUUACACUCGUGCCAAUGUUGCUAGAAAUAAUGGAGUUAAGAUCAAGGAAGAAGUUGACGAUGAUGAAGAUAACCACCUCGCAUCUAAUUCAGAAGAGGAAGACAAUGAGCAAGUCGACGAGCCAGCCACCGUAUCAAAGUCCGAUCUCAAAUACUCCACCAAAGAGAUGCGAGACCAGCAAAUGUCCAUCUUCCACCGUAAAGAAUUUGCCUUUUGCGAGAUUGCCAUUACAAACCACGAGCACAUGAUCAUCAAAGGAUUAAAUCACGUCACACCACAAACAUUCUCCUUGCCAGACAAGAACGGUAAAUAUCACAAGAAAAAGCGCAUUCGCAUUACCUGGGCCGAGAGGGACAUAUUGAACGCAUGGCGUAUUGCUAAUGGGCUUAAACCUCACAAAUUAAAAGAUGGGGCCAAAUAUGCGGCGGCUCGUGAGUACUGGCGUUUGCGAGCUCCUCUUCAUGUGGAACCACGUAAGACUCGGGAGUGGCGCGAGUCCAGAGGACCUGUUCCCGCUCCUUGA